Molecule: messenger RNA, 2427 nt
Organism: Linum tenue
Lineage: Eukaryota; Viridiplantae; Streptophyta; Magnoliopsida; Malpighiales; Linaceae
Source: the annotation of a GenBank genome assembly
CUUUAUUUCUCUAUUUCUACCUUUUCUUUAUCUUUCCUUUUCGCGGGAUUCUUUCUCAAGACAACUGACAAGUGGGAAUCGUUGGCUUCAAUGGCGGCCUCUCGCCUGAAUCUUCAACUGAUAUUUCUUCCCUCCAAUUCGGCUCGGAGAACUGUAACCGUCGCUGCCAUUAGUGAGUCUCAUUUCAAGGUUCAUUUUCCUUCAACAUCUCGUAGAAUUACUCGAUAUCGCGGCUUGGAAUUCCGGCGACAGGCAUUUAGUUCGCUAACCUGCGAAGAGACGAAAUAUGAAGAGAAUUUCUCGAAUAAUUCGCGGAAUCCAUUUGAAUUGCUGCUUUCGAUUCUUACCGGGGGCAGUUGGUGGAGACUGCCGGAUAACGAAGAAGGCGGCCCGGCGGCGAAUGAAGUUACCGUGUUGGCUGUGCUUCAGAGAAUGUGGGAGCUUCUAGGGAAGGAGCAAUGGAUUGUUGUCGUUGCCUUCGGAGCUUUAGUCACUGCUGCUGCAUCCGAGAUAACAAUGCCGAGUAUCUUGGCAUCUUCCAUCUUCUCUGCACAGCAUGGAGAUAAGACGGUCUUCUACAGUAAAUCACGGUUCUUGCUUGUUUUGUGCUUCACUUCAGGAAUAAGCAGUGGCUUGCGAAGUGGCCUUUUUGCAAUGGCAAAUGUUAUCCUGGUCAAACGCCUCAGACAAGCUCUAUAUUCAGCUCUAAUAUCCCAGUAGGACAUGCCAUUUUUCGAUAGAGAGAAAGUUGGUGGAUUGACAAGCAGGCUAGGGGCAGAUUGUCAACAGCUUUCUAAUGUCAUUGGGAAUAAUAUCCACUUGAUAGUUCGCAAUACAUUUCAGGGGGUAGGUGCAUUGAUCAAUUUGCUGAUUCUAGCUUGGCCUCUUGCAUUGUCAUCAAUUAUCACAUGUUUAGUUCUCGCCACUAUCUUUCUACUUUAUGGCCGGUACCAGAAGGAAGCUGCCAAGCUAACUCAAGAUCUCGCUUCCUCUGCCAGUAAGGCAGCAGACGAAACCCUGUCUUCAAUUCGAACUAUUCGAGUCUACGGAACAGAAUGCGAAGAACUAGGAAGGUACAGGCAUUGGCUGGAAAAGUUAGCUUCUCUAAGUCUAAGAGAAAGUGUGGCUUAUGGAUUCUGGAAUAUGAGUUUCAGCACCCUUUUCCGUGCAACACAGGUGUUUGCACUGAUGUUGGGAGGGAUGUCCAUUAUGGCUGGCCGUGUUUCAACUGAGCAACUAACCAAGUAUGUGUUGUAUUGCGAGUGGUUGAUAUAUGCAACUUGGAGGGUUGUAGAUAAUACAACCGCAUUGUUACGGGCGGUUGGAUCAAGUGAAAGAGUGUUCCAUUUGAUGCAACUGUCACAAAGUGACCAAUUGGAGUCCAAAGGUAAACUGAUCAACCAUUUGAAUACUUGUUUUGAGAUCCAUUCAUCCAAGAACUUGAUACAAAGUCUUGAACAGAUACCAAUUUUGGAAAAUUUCCACCUCUCGGUAAAAGCUAAUGAAGUCAUUGCAUUGGUUGGACCAAGUGGUAGCGGAAAAACCACUCUGGUCAAUCUCUUGCUUCGUCUCUAUGAACCAAGUAACGGUCAGAUCUACAUUGAUGAGUUUCCACUCACCGAACUGGACAUCAGAUGGCUUAGAGAAAACAUUGGAUAUGUUGGACAGGAGCCAAAGCUUUUCCACAUGGAUGUGAAGUCAAACAUCACAUAUGGUAGCUGCGGUCGGGAAAUCAAAGAAGAAGAAGUCGAACGGGCUGCUAAGCUUGCGUGUGCCCAUGACUUCAUUCUGUCUCUUCCAAAUGGUUAUGAGACCAUGGUGAAUGACAAUAGCCUGAGUGGGGGACAGAAGCAGCGCAUUGCCAUUGCCAGGGCUAUUAUCAGGAAGCCUUCCAUUCUCAUCCUGGAUGAAGCCACCAGUGCUUUAGACUCACAAACCGAAAAUUUCGUGAAAGGAAUCGUUGAUGCAUGUAAAAAUGACGGAGUUAUGUCGGAAACAACAGUAAUUGUGAUAGCACACAGGCUUUCUACAGUGGAAUCUGCAGACAGGAUUGUUGUGAUGGAUGGUGGUCGAAUCGUAGAGAUGGGUGGGCACAAGGAACUCCUGCUGAAGAAUGGCACAUACUCUCGCCUUGUGAAAUUACAGUCCUGCUUCAUCACUUGAUCGCUUCCAUCACUUCAUCACUAAUCCUAAUUUUUAACCAUUGGCCAAACCGAUCGAUACUCAAUCAAAGAUCAAUCCAUAUAAUUAGAGUCGAUAUCAGAGCUCGACUAGGUGGCUCAAUGGAGAAAACUGCAGGUUUAGGAAGCCCUUGUCACUGCUCCAAACAGCAAGCAAUCUUUGGACGAUGUUCCUAUGCUGUUGGUCUCGGUGCUUUUCUUUUGGCCAGGAAAUGUUUUUAUGUAUAACAUUUUCUAAUUCUCCUUC